AUGAAUUUCAAUCCAGCUGCACUGGAACUUUCGGGGUGUCUUACAGCUUAUUCCUACUGGUUUUUUGAAACGGUUACCGAAGAACGGGCAUUACGUGUGAUGGACGAAGAAGCGACAUUGCCGGACUCGCAGUUCAAUCAGAUAUGCUCUGAGUUGUCUGAUAUACUGUCGGGAAAGAAGAUGAUUGUCGAGCAGAGUGUUUCGGAUGAAAAUGAAGAGCUCUCCUCUCCGGAACUGGAUGAGUUGCGCGAUUCGUUUCAAACAUUCCAGAUGCACUCACCACGGAGGUUCUACACAGCUGAACAUCGACGAUUCACAUUCGGCACCGAAAGUAAGUCUCAGGCCGAGAAUACCAAGUCUGCACCCUGA
Molecule: messenger RNA, 369 nt
Organism: Gongylonema pulchrum
Lineage: Eukaryota; Metazoa; Nematoda; Chromadorea; Rhabditida; Gongylonematidae
Source: the annotation of a GenBank genome assembly